GACCUCCCCGCCACGCGCCACGCCGGGGACACGCACUCGCUCACGCACAGAGACUUCGACAGCCGCUCCUGGGACAGAGGAGAGCCUCUCACGGUGACCACAAUGGAGAACACAGGACGACGCUCCCUCUCGCUCCUGCGCGCCCUGGUGGUGGUCCUCGCCGCCCAGCUCGCCACUGCGCAAGACCCCGCCGCCGCUCUGGUGCCCUCCGAGGUCAAGCGCGCCGACUGGUCCUCCAUGAGAGGGGCCUGGGGCAAACGAGGCGACCUAAGCGAAGUGGAACUGGAGGACGCCGACGAGAAACGCGCAGGCUGGGACAAAUUCCAAGGUUCUUGGGGCAAGAGGGGAGACGACCUCGCUGAGGCCGACCUGCAGGAUGCAGAAGCCAAACGUGCUGACUGGAACAAAUUCCAAGGGUCUUGGGGAAAGCGCGGGGGAGAAGGACUGGAUCUCGAACUACAGGGUGCUGGGAAUAAGCGGGCUGACUGGAACAAGUUUCAAGGAUCUUGGGGCAAACGGGAAGAUGAUCUUUCCGAAACUGAGCUGGCGGAAGAAAAACGGGCGGACUGGAACAGAUUCCAGGGGUCUUGGGGCAAACGGGGCGGAUGGAGCCAACUUCAGGGAUCCUGGGGCAAACGCGAUAUGCCGGCCGCUCUCCUCGAGGAGCUGGAAAAGCGAGCCGACUGGUCCAGUCUCCAGGGCACGUGGGGCAAAGCGAGGCUGGAAGAGCCUGCAGGGCGCCUGGGGCAAGCGCUCCGACGCCCUCGAGGAUGAGUUCGCCGCCGCCGGGGGUCCAGUGGCCGAGCGCGAGGGGGACGAGACGCACCUCGCCUACACGCCCGCCGCGCUCGCUCGUCUCGUGGCCGGAGCUCCCCAGAAGCGAGGCUGGCUCCUGUGGGGCAAGAGGCCCGACACGCCCCGC
Molecule: messenger RNA, 922 nt
Organism: Penaeus chinensis
Lineage: Eukaryota; Metazoa; Arthropoda; Malacostraca; Decapoda; Penaeidae
Gene: Mip
Product: prothoracicostatic peptides-like
Exons: 8
Coding region: 103-774 (223 amino acids)
Source: RefSeq, a predicted model, not a curated record